This is a messenger RNA of Gopherus evgoodei (Goodes thornscrub tortoise), 2948 nucleotides long. It is a transcript of the gene SERINC3, whose product is annotated as serine incorporator 3. NCBI's taxonomy places the organism in Eukaryota, Metazoa, Chordata, Testudines, Testudinidae. Bases 94 to 1512 code for a protein of 472 amino acids. Gene Ontology annotation, cellular component: membrane. The record is from RefSeq and is a predicted model, not a curated record. The transcript has 10 exons.
GCAUUGUGAUGACGCAAGUGGCGUCGCUCCGGGGAGGGAGUAGGAGUCGGAAGCGGUGGCGGAGGCCGAAGCUGAAGUAGCUGCUGUGGUACCAUGGGGGCCGUGCUGGGGGUCUGUUCGGUGGCUAGCUGGAUUCCAUGUCUGUGCAGCGGUGCCUCAUGUUUGCUGUGUCGAUGUUGUCCAAACAGCAAGAAUUCCACAGUGACCCGUCUUAUCUAUGCCUUCCUCCUUCUUCUCAGUACGCUUGUUGCCUGUAUCAUGCUAGCACCGGGAAUGGAAGAGCAGCUGAAAAAGGUGCCUGGAUUUUGUGAUGAGGGGCUUCAUACCCGGCUACCACACAUGAAUGGCUUUGUCAACUGUGAUGUGCUGGUUGGAUACAGGGCUGUCUAUCGAAUCAGCUUUGCCAUGGCAGUGUUCUUCUUCAUUUUCUCUCUUCUUAUGAUACAAGUGAAAACGAGUAAUGAUCCGAGAGCCUCAGUGCACAAUGGGUUCUGGUUCUUCAAAAUAGCUGCCAUAGUUGGUAUCAUGGUUGGAGCCUUUUACAUUCCUGAAGGGCCUUUCACAAGAGCAUGGUUUAUUAUUGGCAUUCUUGGAGCCUUUUGCUUUAUUCUCAUCCAGCUGGUGCUGCUUGUGGACUUUGCUCACUCCUGGAAUGAGUCCUGGGUUGGGCGAAUGGAGGAAGGAAACUCCAGGUGUUGGUAUGUGGCUUUAUUUUCUUGUGCGAGCUUGAACUACAUCUUGUCGAUAAUUUCUGUUGUGCUCUUCUAUGUAUUCUAUACAAAACCUGAUGGUUGUACUGAGAACAAGUUCUUCAUUAGCUUUAAUAUGAUCCUGUGCAUUGUUAUCUCCAUCGUUUCUAUCCUUCCGAAAGUUCAGGAACAUCAGCCUCGCUCUGGCCUCCUCCAGUCCUCUGUUAUUAGUCUCUACACAAUGUAUCUCACUUGGUCAGCUAUGUCUAAUGAACCUGACAGAAGCUGCAACCCAAGUUUGUUGAACAUCUUCACACAGAUAACUGCACCCACAGUAGCUCCGGCUAAUGCAACUGUCAUACCUGCUACUCCAUCUCCACCAAAGUCCUUGCAGUGGUGGGAUGCACAGAGUAUUGUUGGACUUGGUAUCUUUGUUCUUUGUCUCCUGUAUUCUAGCAUCCGCUCUUCCAGUAACAGCCAGGUGAACAAGCUGACUUUGUCUGGGAGUGAUAGUGUCAUGCUGGAUGAUGCUGUGGGAACUGAUGGUGGGUCUGUGGAAGAUGGAGAAGUUCGUCGGGUCAUGGACAAUGAGAAAGGGGCAGUUCAGUACAACUAUACUUUCUUUCACUUCAUGUUGCUCCUUGCCUCUCUCUAUAUCAUGAUGACACUCACUAACUGGUACAGCCCUGAUGCAGACUUCAAAACUAUGACAAGCAAGUGGCCAGCUGUCUGGGUGAAGAUCACCUCAAGCUGGGUCUGCCUCCUUCUCUAUGUCUGGACCCUAGUGGCUCCUCUUGUCCUUACCAAUCGGGACUUCACUUAAAUGAUUGUGCUUGUCUGGGAUUAUGAAAAUGCCUGAAGUUCCUCUGCUGAAAGCCAAAACGUCAUGUAUUGCUUUGGUUAUUCCUUAAAACUAAGGAAAAUGCAUCUUUUCAUGUUCCAUGCACGUGGAUAGAAACUGCUGGAUUAUGUAAUGCUUGAUGCAGUAUCUAAACUAGAAUAAUUUUGAUACUAUUUUAUUUUAACCUAUAUGUGAGGUUAGUUAUUAGUGCAUUUUGAAAGCUACCACCACUAUGGUGGUAGUGUUACAGCACAGAAGAAAAACACUUGUAUUAUCCAUUAGUUCCAACACAAUAUUGAAGAGAACCAUUAAACACAAAGUAAUGUAUUUUAAAGAACAAGCCGUGUUCAGCAUAACGCACUAAAUGCUUCGGUAUGUGGAAGUGUAAGCCAUACUGCGUAAGUUUCUACAUUCCAUUGUCUAAAGGAGCAUCCUCCUGUUUGUGGGCAGAAACUUAUACAUUCACUGCAAGACCAAAAUCUUACAGAUGUGUAGCUGUUAACUCUAAUUCCUGUUCCCAGAAUAAUACUUUUAGAUUUUAUGGAAACUGUGCUUCUCGAUUUAGUAUAUUUGCCAAAUAUUUUAACUUUGAUUUAACUCUAAACUAAUCAGAUACUUCUGUUGUUUCAAAUUAAAGUUAUGCUGGAAAAACAAGUUUUUUUUAUUAAGUCUCAAUUUGUCUGAGCUUGAAGGAGUUAAUACACAUGAAAUUGUCAAUAUUUGCAUGAUGAAUGCAUUUGAUUAAAAUAUAGAUUAACUUUUCAAAGCAUCUUUCAAACUGUUCCAGGUAGGUGCAGGGAUUGAGGCAGCAAAUUCAUAGUCUCCCACCAUAUUUUGAAUUAAAGGGUAGCUAACACAGCUGCUGAAAUUACAAGUCAUGUGGUAGGAUAUGUAGUACCUAGAAGUUAAUGGCACAAGUGGUGUGUCAUAUGAACGAACAUUGUAAUUAUACCUUCAUUCCAGUCCUCUGAUGCUGAAUCACAUGUUGGAUGGUGAGUCUAUGAUGUUACAAAACACAUAGCAAAGUGGAUUUGGUUAUUUUUUUUUUUACUGUUGACUAUUACAAUUAGAUUACUAACACUAGUUAUUUCACGAGGAGGAGGAAGGUAUCCAAGCUUGCAUCUUAAAUUUUUAGCUUUUUACUGCAUCCUAGUGCAUGUACAAUAUUAAAGUGACAAUUCAGGCCUAAGUGUAUGUUUAAGUUUCUCAGCAUGUCCACUUUCUUGUAAUUUGGCCUGGUCAUGGUGUCAACAAGUAUGUUGUAACAAAGGACACUACAUACAACUGGGUGUGCGCUGGUAAGGAAGAGGAGUGGGAAGAUGGAAAAGCUAGGGUAGCCUUUGUCUGGUCACUAUCUUGUAUCCUACAGCCACUGCUAAAAUACAAUUAUCAAUAAAUUAAAAGGUUAUCUGACUGCU